UUGUAGAUGCUGUCAAUAAAAAAGAUUGUCGGGGAAGUAUUCUUCGCUACUUUCAAUAAGACAAGCAUUCAUAAGGUGUGUUCAAGCUUGAUUGGAAAGUUGGACUCUCCAGAAUCAUUUCUUGAAGCAUUAUCAAAGCAAAUGACCACUGAUAAUAUAAAUAUGGUAUUUUCCACCACCAACCAUCAAAGUGAUUCACCAAUGUGGUUUGAGUUGAGGUACGGCAGAAUUACUGGCUCAACUCUUUAUGAAGCCGCUCACUGUAGAACUAUAAAUGGUUCCCUUCUGAACGCAAUUAUGGGAGAACAUUCAAAUUUUACUUCCAUUGCGAUGAGUAGAGGGAAAAUAUUAGAAAAAAAAGUUCUCAAAGUAGUAAGCAAGAAAGAAAAGGUAAGUUCGGUGGUUUUUGUUUGUUUGAAUAUUAUGAAUAAAAGAAAUUUGUAAUGUUUGGUUCAAGGCUUUUGUAGUACAUAAUUCAUAUUUUUGUUUCUGCAAUUCAGAUUGAAAUUGAAGAAGCUGGACUACUUCUUAAUGCCGAGUAUCCUAUUUUUGGAGCAACAC
Molecule: messenger RNA, 561 nt
Organism: Amyelois transitella
Lineage: Eukaryota; Metazoa; Arthropoda; Insecta; Lepidoptera; Pyralidae
Exons: 2
Coding region: 7-444 (145 amino acids)
Source: RefSeq, a predicted model, not a curated record